Cyclocybe aegerita is the source of this 4485-nucleotide messenger RNA. NCBI's taxonomy places the organism in Eukaryota, Fungi, Basidiomycota, Agaricomycetes, Agaricales, Hemipholiotaceae. The record is from the annotation of a GenBank genome assembly.
AUGCCGCCUGGCGCUUUCGAAACGAAUGGCGGGGCGCAGGUGGAUGCAGGGAUGAAGCAGGACGUACAAGGCGGCGUGCCUGCGUACUCGUUCGAUCCCAAUGCGACACCCCAGGAAAAGGCCGCCCUCGCGCUCAAGAACCGCGACCAGCUUGACUCGGUCAAGCCGAAGGAUGCACCCGUCAACAGAGCACUGACUACCAAGCCUCCUUUCUCCCCCUCGUCCGCAAUCAUGCUCAAAGUGGAGGACGCGAAAUCCAAUCCACCGGUCGUGCCCACCAUCGUGGUGGAAGACAUGGGCGACGGUGAGAAGCCCAAGAUCACAGCCAAGGAUACCGAGCAGGUCGCCGCGGAGGUGCAGGAGGACGCCGCACAGCUCCCCGGGGCACUCCCCACGAAGGCGGCCCCUGCCAUCCCGGACUGGUACGUCGUCGGCUGGCGCCAGGCGUCGGGCAUCGACAAGCCGCCGCUCCCCGAGGGCGAGGAGAGGGACAAAGGCGUUCUCGACAUGUUCUUGGCGGAACAGUUCUAUGGGGACUGGUAUCAUAACGCUGCUGUCAUUGUCGUCGCGGUAUUCGCGACGCACUUCCUGACGCGUUUCGGCUUUGGAUGGGGUUGGCUGUUUAUUAUCCUCGCGUUCUGCAACACGUAUUACACCACGUCAAUGACCCGCAUGCGACGAAACGCGCGGGACGACAUCCAGCGCGAGCUCGUCAAGACGCGCCUCGCUUCCGAACACGAGUCCGCCGAGUGGCUGAACAACUUCCUCGAGCGCUUCUGGCGUAUCUACGAGCCCGUCCUCUCCGCGACCAUCGUCUCCUCCGUCGACCAGAUCCUGAGCUACAACACCCCGGCCUUCCUCGACUCACUCCGCCUAUCGCACUUCACCCUCGGCAGCAAGGCGCCCCGGAUCGACAAGGUCCGCACGUUCCCAAAGACGGACGACGAUAUCGUGAUGAUGGACUGGGGUCUUUCAUUCACCCCGAAGGACACCUCGGAGAUGACGCAGAAGCAGAAGGACGACCAGGUCAAUCCGAAGAUCACACUCCAAGUGCGCGUGGGCAAGGGCCUCGCCACCGCCGCGCUGCCCAUCCUCGUCGAGGACAUCUCGUUCUCCGGCCUCCUGCGCAUCCGCAUGAAGCUCAUGUCCAACUUCCCGCACAUCCAGCUGGUGGACAUCACGUUUUUGGAGAAGCCGGAUAUCGAUUUCGUGCUCAAGCCCCUGGGCGGUGAUACGUUUGGCUUGGAUAUUGCGAAUCUGCCUGGACUGUCGACGUUCAUUCGGGAGAUGACACACGCGACGCUGGGGCCGAUGAUGUAUGACCCGAACAUCUUCACGCUCAACCUCGAACAGAUGUUGUCCGGCAAACCCCUUGAUGCAGCUAUUGGUGUCGUCCAGGUCGUCGUCCGUACUGCGCGUGGAAUCAAGGGAACGAAAAUCGGUGGUGGUACCCCCGAUCCCUACGUCAGUCUCUCAAUCAACAACCGUGCAGAGCUCGCGCGGACGAAAUACAAGUCGAACACGUACAACCCGACCUGGAUGGAGACGAAAUAUAUUCUGGUCAACUCGCUGCACGAAACUUUGGUCCUCAGUCUUUAUGACUACAAUGACCAUCGCAAGAACACCUUGAUGAGCUCUGCUCAGUUCGAUCUUGGAAAGCUGCAGGAAGACUCGACCCAGGAGGAUAUCGUCUCUCCACUUUUGAAGGACGGAAAGGAGCGUGGUGAACUGCGCUAUGACGUCAACUACUUCCCUGUUUUGGAACCUGAGGAAGGCAAGGAGGAAGUCCUGGAUUCAACUGUUGGCAUUGUCCGUCUGGUCCUCCACCAGGCGAAAGAACUCGACCAGGGCAAGUCACUCUCUGGUGACCUCAACCCUUUCGCCAAGGUGUACAUCAACCAAUCUUCGUCGUCCUCAUUCUCUUCCCCAUGUUUCAAGCACACGACCAGCCCCGUCUGGGAGGCACCGUACGAGUUCCUGUGCACGGACAAGGAGAAGGCCACGAUCACUGUCAAGGUCGUCGACGAUCGUGACUUCCUCAAGGACCCCGUCAUUGGAUAUAUGUCGAUCAAACUCACGGACCUCAUACACGCCAAGGCGAGCGAAGGACGCGACUGGUUCCCUCUUAGUGGGUGCAAGCAAGGCAAGCUGCGGCUCUCGGCGGAAUUCAAACCACUGGCCAUGGCUGGCGCGCUGCACGGUUCGGACCAGUACAAGCCCCCGAUUGGCGUGGUCAGGCUAGUCAUUGAUAAGGCUGUUGAUGUCAAGAACGUCGAGGCUGCUCUUGGUGGCAAGAGCGAUCCGUAUGUUCGCGUGCAAGUGCAGAAUGUGACCAAGGCUAGGACGGAGGUUAUCAACAAUAAUCUCAACCCUGUCUGGGACCAGAUCAUCUACAUUCCUGUGCAUUCGUUGAGAGAGAAUAUGUUGCUCGAGUGUAUGGACUAUCAACACCUCACUCGCGAUCGUAGUCUUGGUUUCACCGAGCUGCAUGUCACGGACCUUGCCGCUGAGUCCGACGACCCUCGCUACCCUACGAAUCCAAAGGACGUCAAGCAGUCGCCGACCCGCUCCGGCACCCUCCACUACACUGCCGAGUUCAUUCCUGCGCUGGACCUUAAGAACGUCAAGUUCGACUCGCACGGUAACCAAGUCAAGCAGCUCACCGAACGGCAGCAACAUAGCGACGACGAAGGCCUCGUUACGGACGGCGAGUCGUCCUCGUCAGAUGAGGAUAUCCCGAAGGACGUGACGAUCAAAGGGAAGAGGCAUUCGAAGCAUCAUCACCAGAAGGUGCAGUCCACAGAUACGACCGAGACGACGCAUACAGCUGCCAGUGCUGGUUCGAGUGGUUCGAAGGGUUCCCCUGUGUCUGACUCGCCGAUGAGCGUGACCCCUCCUAAUGGCACCAAUGGAACGGCUGAGCACGGGAUUGAAAUGAGCAACGAGGAACUGUUGACGCAUCAAUCUGGUAUCAUCGUCUUCCAUGUCAUCUCCGGCCAGCUCCCCAAGAAAGCCCGUGUUGAGGUCCUCCUCGAUGAUGGCUACUGGCCGUGCUUCAGCACCGUCAAAUCUCGGAGCACACACGCGCAGUGGGACUACGUCGGUGAAGGCUUCAUCAAGGAGGUCGAUUUCGGUCGUGUCUGGCUUCGCUUGGACGAUGCUGAGAGCGAUGAGAAGGACAACAUCAUCGCUGAGUGGAAGGGGGAUGCCAAGUCGUUCUUGCAGGCUACCAUGGUUGCUCCUCAAACGUAUACUCUGACAGAGCAAGAUGAGCCAGAGAAGGCCAAGGCGACUGUUGUGAUUGAGGCUCGCUACAUUCCCGUUCCUGUCAAACUGGAAGCCAGGGAAAGCGUCAAUAACCAGGGUAUUCUUCGUGUUGACCUUCUUGACGGUCGCGAAAUCCGCGGUGUCGAUAGAGGAGGCAAAUCGGACCCAUUCGCCGUCUUCUCUUUGAAUGGCCAAAAAGUCUUCAAGUCUCAAACGAAGAAAAAGACUCUCACCCCUGAAUGGAACGAGCAGUUUGAGGUUUCUGUGCCUUCACGAGUUGCUGCCGACUUCUCCGUUGAAGUCUUUGACUGGAAUCAGAUUGAGCAAUCGAAGUCUUUGGGUUCAGGGAGCAUAGAUAUAGCCGAUAUCGAACCAUUCGAGGCCAAAGAGGUCCUGGUCAACUUGUCCCACACGAAACACGGGGAGAAAGGACAAGUCCGUCUGCGGCUAGUCUUCCAGCCCGAAAUUAUCGCCAAGUCGAGGAAGAACACAUCGACUUUCUCAACCGCUGGUCGUGCUAUGACAACUAUCGGCGGUUUGCCUAUCAAUGCUGGCAAAGGUGUUUUCCACGGUGUUGCCGGCGUGUUCAAACGAGACAAGGACCAGGAUGAGGAUUCCCCUCCAGCUGUACCUGCAGAACUUCCCCAAGGCCAGGCUUCUCAACCAGCCGGAUUGUCCGACCAUAUGGUUGCUGCACAUGCAAGCUUCCCGUCGACCGAAAACGUCAAUGCUCCAUCAACUGAGCCUGGUUCGCUGAGGGUCACUGUGCUGGAUGUGAAGGACUUCACCCACACCGACGUCAAGCCUUACGCCACGAUCCGAGUUGGUGACAAGGAAUACAAAACCAAGCAUACAGGCAAGACUUCCGCUCCGGAAUGGAACGAAUCCUUCCUGUUUGCUGCCUCGACCCUGACACCAAAACUCUACUUCUGGAUUCACGAUCACAAAACGCUCGGAAAGGACAAGGAACUUGCUGAAGGCGAGGUCGACAUUUGGCGCCACAUCAGGGCGGACAGCGUAUCUUCUCGCGAUAUUUUCGUUGAACUGAGACAAGCUGGUCAGCUGCGCCUGCGCCUGGAAUUCGACCCUUCAUCAAAUCCAAGCCGCAGCACUCCGUCUAUUCAUGCUGAUGGGAAUAGGACGAUGUCACUCAGUAUGCCCAGCCCGUCGAGGUUCAGUCUUCGCGGACGACGCCCUGGUGCUGACAGCGACGAUUGA